Erigeron canadensis is the source of this 2724-nucleotide messenger RNA. RefSeq lists its product as uncharacterized. Lineage: Eukaryota; Viridiplantae; Streptophyta; Magnoliopsida; Asterales; Asteraceae. Bases 37 to 2577 code for a protein of 846 amino acids. The transcript is spliced from 9 exons. The record is from RefSeq and is a predicted model, not a curated record. Gene Ontology annotation, molecular function: protein binding.
AUCUUUAUCUAAUCUAAAACCUCAAAAACAAUAAAAAUGUCCAUAAUUUCUUCAUUUCCUCAUUUUAAAUUCACUUUCUCAAUCUCAACUCAAUCAUUCCCAAAUCAAUCCCAAAUUUCUUCUUCUUCAUCAAUCUUUCAAAAUUCAAGAAAUUUAAAAAAGCCUCAAUCUUUUUGCUCAUUUAAUUCUUUAAACAUAAAAUUAAGCUCUGCCCAUCAAAUUAUUACAAGGGUUAGCAAUAGUAGUGGCUCAUUUGAUGACUCUGCAUCACCAAAAGUUUCUGAUUUUGAAGCGAGCAGGUCAUCGAGUUCUGGUGAUGAGUAUGUAGGGUUGUUUAUUAGGAUGUUAGGAUUAGACAACGAUCCCUUAGAUAGAGAGCAAGCAGUUGAUGCAUUAUGGAAAUACUCUUUGGGUGGAAAGAAGUGUAUCGAUGAAAUUAUGAAAUUCCGUGGUUUGGUUCCCCUUACUGUAAAUCUUCUGAAUUCGGAGUCGAGUGUUGCGUGUGAAGCAGCUGCUGGGCUUUUGAGAAUGAUAUCCUCGGUUAAUAUCUACAGAGACUCUGUAGCCGAAAGUGGUGCCAUACAAGAGAUCACUGGCCUCUUGAGACGUUCUUCAUUGACUUCUGAGGUAAAGGAGCAAAGUCUAUGUGUGUUAUCAAACUUGUCUGUAGAUGAGAAGCUUCGGGUCCAGAUUGCAAACUCUGAUCUCCUUCCUUUACUUAUUAAGUUCUUGGAUGAUGAAGAUAUGAAGGUUACAGAGGCGGCUGGUGGUGUUUUGGCUAAUUUAGCAUUGAGUGAUACUAAUCACAAAAUUAUGGUCGCAGCAGGUGUUAUCCCGCGACUGGCAAAGUUUCUUAGCACUAAUACUGAAGGAUCUAAGGUCAUUAGAAAGGAAGCACAAAGUGCAUUAUUGGAGCUUGCAAAAGACGACUAUUACAAAAUUCUUUUAAUAGAGGAAGGUCUGGUUGUAGUUCCUUUAGUUGGUGCAGCCGCCUACAAGUCAUUCAAACCAUCUUUACAUUCAUGGCCUUCUUUACCCGACGGGUCAGAGCUGAAUGUGAAACAAAGUUUGAAGGGUCCAUCAAGGUUCGGUGCAUCAGAAUUACUUCUGGGGUUACAUGUUGAAGAUGACAAGAAAACAAAAUUAGAGGAAGCCAAACAGAAUGCAAUAGUUGGUAGAACACAACAACAGUUUCUAGCCCGUAUUGGAGCUAUAGAAACAGAAGAUGAAAGUAAUAAAUUGGAGAAUCAGAAAUUUACAAUUUUGCCGUGGGUUGAUGGUGUAGCUCGCUUGGUUUUAAUUCUUGAAUUAGAAGACGAAUUGGCUAUCACUAAAUCUGCAGAGGCUAUUGCUGAUGCUUCUAUUAGUGAGCAUAUGAGGACAUCUUUCAAGGAGGCGGGUGCUGUAAAGAAUCUUGUCCGGCUUAUAGAUCAUCCCAGUGUGUCUGUUAGAGUAGGUGUUAUUCGUGCAUUAGAAAGGCUUUCAGUCAGCAAUGAUGUUUGCCAGAGAAUUGAAGCGGAAGCUGUUUUGAAUCCUUUGAUAGGAUCAUUGAAAAAUCUGGAUGAGCUUGGAAAUGCAACGGAUAUGAUCCUGAAUAUUCUUGCUCGCAUUUUAGAUCCUAGCAAAGAAAUGAAAUCAAAGUUUUUUGAAGGACCAGUCAAUGGAUCCAGAAAAGUAUGGAAUGAAGCAAGAACUCCCUUCUCGGAUACAACUUUCAGCUCUGAAACCAUUCAAGAGGGCGACCUUUCCAACUCUGAGUUCCUUUCUUGCCUGAUUGGAAUCUUGACAACGGUUUCUCCUGUUUUGCAAGCAAAAGUCGCCUCCAUACUUGAAUUCUUGACAACAUUUGAGACUUCCAGAGAGAAAAUCAUCUCACUUGAUAUUGAAUCUGCUUUGAACUCCCUUUUCGAACACAAGCUUUUCAAUGGCGAAGAAGACAUGGAUACAGAAAGUGAGUUUCAGGAAUUAGAAAUCCAAGCAUUAGAACUUGAAGAAGCUGGUAUUGCUGUAUCUGCAGCUUCACGGCUACUCACGCGUCUGCUUGACUCCGAACAUUUCAAAAAAACAGUAAACUCAUCUCGACUCACUGACACCCUCCGUAAGAUCCUCACCUCAAAAAUUCCACUACAAUACAAAGAUUGGGUUGCAGCAUGCCUCGUUAAACUUGGCUCAUUAUCCGGCUUAGCUAAACUCGGGCCAGAAAAUCCGAUAAAUACUGAGGUUAUGCUCUAUGAGACAAUCCCGAGACUAAUAGAGCAAAUCCAAGAUUCUUUCUCCCCUGAAUCCCGGGAAGUUGCGGUUUUGGAACUCAACAGGAUAGUAUCUGAAGGGGUUGUGGAUCCCACUCUGGCUGUGGCCCGUAAAGGAGGGAUAUUUCCAUUGGUGAAGGCGAUUGAAGAUGGAAAUGAUAGGGUGGUGGAAGCCGGUUUGGCUAUACUUUAUAAUUUAAGUAUGGAUACUGAGAAUCAUGCAGCCAUUGUGGCUGCAGGGGCUGUGCCGAUACUGAGAAGGAUUGUGCUUUCAGAGAGGCCACAAUGGGUUCGUGCUCUUCGUCUUCUCAGGACAUUACCUGUUUAAAAUAGUGAGACUUCAAAGUGUAUUAUUUUCAGCUUGAUAAUUAUAAAACAGGGGUGAUGUUGGAUUGUUGAUGUCCCAUUUUUUGUAGUGAAAAUGUAUGAUACUAACAAAAUUAAUUGAGUAAUUGGAAUGGAAAGCUUCCCUGAA